Cryptomeria japonica (Japanese cedar) is the source of this 928-nucleotide messenger RNA. Its product is annotated as germin-like protein 1-1. The record is from RefSeq and is a predicted model, not a curated record. Bases 136 to 795 code for a protein of 219 amino acids. Gene Ontology annotation, molecular function: manganese ion binding. The transcript is spliced from 2 exons. NCBI's taxonomy places the organism in Eukaryota, Viridiplantae, Streptophyta, Pinopsida, Cupressales, Cupressaceae. Gene Ontology annotation, cellular component: cell wall.
GGCUGUAAAGAUGAAGUAUGACUGAUAGAAUGCUUAAACUUUCGGCUAUAAAAAGCAUCUAAUUGGCUUGUAAUACACAAUUCAAACACAUAUUUGUCUCCUGUUCUGUUUGCUUUUUUGUGUGUUUCUACUGCAAUGGCUAAUCACAUGAUUUUCUUCACGCUGGGACUUUAUCUGCUGAUAUGUUGUUACACCCACAAUGUUAUGGCAUAUGAUCCCGAUCCCUUGCAAGAUUUCUGCGUUGCAGACAAGCAAAGCACAGUUAAAGUGAAUGGGUUCGUGUGCAAAGACCCAAAAGUGGUUUCAGCAGACGACUUCUUCUUUGCUGGACUUGGGAAAGCAGGCAAUACAAUGAAUGCCGUAGGAUCCAACGUAACAGCGGCAAACGUUAUGCAGAUACCAGGCCUUAAUACGAUGGGUAUAUCGUUGGUCCGCAUCGAUUACGCAGUGGGUGGAAUAAAUCCUCCUCACACACACCCAAGAGCCACUGAAGUGCUUUUUCUUAUGGAAGGUACGCUUUUUGUUGGGUUUAUUGAUACCGCUAACAAGUUUUUCUCCAAGACGUUGGAGAAGGGAGAUGUGUUUGUGUUUCCCAAGGCGCUGGUGCAUUUUCAGCAGAAUGUGGGGAAAGAAAAUGCAGUGGUGAUCGCUGCAUUGAGCAGCCAGUUGCCUGGAGUUCAGGUCAUUGCCAAUUCUCUCUUUGCAGCGAAUCCUCCUAUUCCGGAUUCCGUAUUGAGCAAGGCUUUCCGGAUCACACAACAGAUUGUAGAUUUCAUUAAGGGUAAAUUUGUGUAGAAUCAAGUUUGUGGGGUCUAUGAAAUAAAACAAAGAGGAAAGGACUUGGGCAGACCAACUGUACCGAAUCUUUGUUCAUAGUUUUUGUAUUGUCCGUUUAAUAAAACUGCUCUUUAUGUCUUCUUUCGUAUUA